Molecule: messenger RNA, 551 nt
Organism: Salpingoeca rosetta
Lineage: Eukaryota; Choanoflagellata; Craspedida; Salpingoecidae
Exons: 3
Coding region: 54-551 (165 amino acids)
Source: RefSeq, a predicted model, not a curated record
CACCCCUGUCGACACAUGGUCAUCCCACACACGCACGUCAACAACACACAGCAAUGUUCGCAGUGGCAGCAGCAGCAUCUUGUGAGCGCCGCCCCAGUGGCGAUGCGCAAGCGACAAAGGUACCAUCCUCAGCGGAUUCCACGAGUGAAGACACCAUGCCAGCCCCACCGCAGCUGACGGCAACACAGGUCAUGGUGCUCCAAAGAGCCGCCAUGAUUUUGUCGAAGAAGUACGACGCUGCUUGCAAAGGACUUGACGUUGAGACAUCUCUUCGUGCUUUCGGUUCUGACGCGCUGAAGCGCUUGCGACAACAAGUCAUACAUAUCGCCGUCUUAUUCCCAGACCUUGACAUUGUAGUGGACGCGCUGAAUCCGUUCACGACUGGUGCACAUGCGAUAUUGUCAGCGUGGGACGCUGUGGAGCUGCAAUUGUCCAAAUGCACACCUCCCAAGCUGGACACAUCUGCGCUCAACAAGCGGCUGAGUAAGUGCAUGUUUGAGUUGAUGUCCUGCGACGGCUGUUUGCGACGUGCUUCUCAUGCCUUACCAUGA